UAAUUGUAGUUAAAUUGGACUCAAAGUGUCACUAAUUUCCUGUUAACGCUGGCGCGUAAUUUAAAUCACAUGGUCAAUAACUAACCAACGAAAACACUUGUAAAAAUGAAAUUGUUAACUCACAACAUGCUUACUUCCAAAUGCAUUAAAGUCGUUACUGUUGGAUAUCCACUAGGUAUCACUGCUUCUGAUGUGCGAGUCUCGGAAGUGGACUUCAAUCCGGACUUCGUGGCCAAAAUCAUCCCAAAAGUGGACUGGGGAGUGUUAUACAACGCAGCCCAAAGCAUAGGGCAGUUGGAGGGGCUUCCCAAAGACGUGGUUGAGAAUUACGAAAACGACCACGAAUUCCUGAAGAAAGCACACCACGCCUUGCUGGAAAUAGACAUAAUAAACGGCGAAUUGAUCUGUCCAGAAACUGGAAGGAAAUUCCCCAUCAAUAACGGAAUUCCCAAUUUAUUACUAAAUGAAGACGAAGUUUAAUGUAAGUAUAAAUAAAACAAUGAAAACAACACGAAAGUUUUUUA
This is a messenger RNA of Tribolium madens (black flour beetle), 524 nucleotides long. It is a transcript of the gene Trmt112, whose product is annotated as multifunctional methyltransferase subunit TRM112-like protein. Lineage: Eukaryota; Metazoa; Arthropoda; Insecta; Coleoptera; Tenebrionidae. Gene Ontology annotation, biological process: rRNA (guanine-N7)-methylation; peptidyl-glutamine methylation; tRNA methylation. Gene Ontology annotation, molecular function: protein heterodimerization activity. The transcript is spliced from 2 exons. The coding region runs from base 106 to 480 and encodes 124 amino acids. The record is from RefSeq and is a predicted model, not a curated record.